Nannizzia gypsea CBS 118893 is the source of this 2193-nucleotide messenger RNA. RefSeq names its product fungal specific transcription factor domain-containing protein. Lineage: Eukaryota; Fungi; Ascomycota; Eurotiomycetes; Onygenales; Arthrodermataceae. Gene Ontology annotation, molecular function: DNA-binding transcription factor activity, RNA polymerase II-specific; zinc ion binding; DNA binding. Gene Ontology annotation, biological process: DNA-templated transcription; regulation of DNA-templated transcription. The coding region runs from base 1 to 2193 and encodes 730 amino acids. The record is from RefSeq and is a predicted model, not a curated record. The transcript is spliced from 2 exons.
AUGGCGUCGGUAGUGGCGGCGGAUGCCCCUCCGCAGCUAAAGCCAUAUGCCUGUGUUUUAUGCCAGCAGCGCAAGGUCAAAUGUGACCGUCAGAGCCCAUGUUCAGGUUGCCGCAGGUAUGAGAUCAACUGUAUAUACCGCCCGCCACCAGCUCCAAAACGGCGCAAGAGAAGGUCCCCGGAGGAAACCCUGCUUGCUAGGCUGCGCAAAUACGAAGAGCUCCUCGUUGGAUUGGGAGUGGACGUGAACAAUAUCGACGAAAAUAAGCCCGAUAACCAUCCUGCAGCUUCAGAAACACCCGCUGGCAGUGGUAGUAAAGCAGAGCCUGAUAGUGAGCAGGGAGAAUUGAAAAACCAGUUUAGCCGAAUGAUAAUCGGGGAUGGUAAGACACAACUUCUCGAGAACAGCCUAUGGGUGAAUUUGAGCAGUGAGAUUGGAGAUCCCGAUACGAUUUUGGACACAGCUGGCGACAGUAGCGGAGACCCUUUCCAGUCAACGGAGGAUUCUCCUCGCUCAGAUGGGGGUGAAUUCAUUAUUUCUGGAUCUACUGGGGGAUCGGGCAGCUUACGCGCGUUACAUCCUGAUACAAUACAGGUAUUUAAGCUAUGGCAAAUAUAUAUCGAUAAUAUGGACCCAGUGACGAAGUUGUGCCAUAAGCCGACCGUCCAGCAACAGAUAUUGGAUGCAACAUCAGACUUGGAUAAUAUUUCCAAACCUGUCGAGGCACUCAUGUUUGGGAUUUAUACAUGUGCGGUUGCCUCUUUGCGGGAAGAUGACUGUAUUUCUCGACUCGGGGAAACACGAGAGGCGCUACUUGGCAGGUUCCAUCUGGGAGCCAAGCGUGCGUUGGCCAGGGCAGACUUCCUAACUAGUUUGGAUUUGACAGUGUACCGAGCUUACCUUUUAUAUUUGCUUUCCCUAAGAGAAUUUGUAGACGCACAGACAUUGUGGGUGUAUAGUGGUGUAGCGAUGCGGAUAGCACAACGCUUGGGACUCCACAGGGAUGGCGCUCGCUUUGGCCUGCCUAUAUUUGAAGUUGAGAUGCGGCGGCGCCUCUGGUGGCCCACAGUCUAUUUUGACGGUCUCUGUGGGGAAUUAUGCGGCAUGGGCGCAUCCCUAGCCGCUGGCUCCUCUUGGGAUACCAAACUUCCGCUAAACGUCAACGACACUGAAAUUACCCCCGGCAUGCGAGACCUACCGAUAGAACACAAAGGUAUCACGGAAAUGAGCUUCUGUCUGGUGCGAUAUGAGGUAGGCCUGCUACUUCGGGACUUAGCUACUCGGAACACAUUUGACGGAGCAUGGGGAGCAGUGACCGACCAGUCAGUGACGUUGAGUGACCGACUCAAACGUAUUGACAGCUUGGAGGCACUUCUGCAAAGCAAAUAUAUGCAAUAUUGCGAUACGUCGAUAUCCUUCCACCUAUUGACUUGGAUAGUCGGCUACAGUUGCAUUAUAAUGCUGAGAUUCCGCGCACGCUCAUUCUCAGCCGAUGCCCAGAAAUCUCAAGAGGUCCGCGAUGCUUUGUUCACGGAUACCCUACAAAUAAUAGCAAACUACCAUACUUUCCGCCUGGAUCCAGGGGUCCAACGAUAUUACUGGCAUGUCAGUGCACACUUCCAGUGGCAUGCCUUUAUCCACCUACUAAUCGAGCUUCAGACACGUACGGAAGGGAAACAGGUUGACAGCGCAUGGCAGGAACUUGAGAACGUGUAUACCUCGAAACCAGAGCUGUUGUCAGAGACCAAGAACCCGCUUUACAUUGCGAUUGGAAACCUGGCUUUAAAGGCUUGGGAUGCAAGGAAGGCUGCUCUUGCGCAAUUUUCAGGCGGCAUUAACCAAGAGCCCAUUGUAACCCCUUUCUUUAUCGAACCCCUACGAGCUCGGCGCACGGCAUCUACUAGUCAAUCAUCGGCACCGUCACCUCAGACAGCGGCUACCGGUGGACAAAACACUUCCCAAACAUACCUGCCAGCUGGUGGUCAGAGCCAGAUUUCAGCGACACAACCGCUAUUCCCACCUGCCAACAUGGCGGUACCCACAUACGGAAUAUCCAAUAAUCACGGGAUGAUGUCAAACAUCCCUUCCUCCGGUGCUGCGACAACCUAUGCGCUUCCGGACUACCCUGUUGACUGGUCUCAAUGGGAGACCCUCUUACAAGGAUCGGCAGCGGAUAUAAAUUUCGAGAUGUAA